GCUGUCUACAUUCUUCGAUAUUGAGCAGGGGGUCCCACAAGGUUGCACGCUGUCCCCAACAUUGUUCCAGGUGUUCAUCAACGAUCUGUUGGAAGUCGUAGAGGCAGUCCGGAAGGGAGCAAAAGUAGGGGGCACGGAAAGUUCGGUGUGAAGAAUGCUGUUUGCGGAUGAUUUUGUCGGUAUGUCGGACACCCCUGAGGGACUGCAACUGCAAAUUGACGCGGCGAAGAAGUUUACUGAUAAGUGGAGAUUGUCUGCCAACGUUCAGAAGAGUGCCGUCAUGGUAUGCAACGAGAACAAGGAGGAACCAGUAGAACAUAGAUGGAAGUGGGGGAUCGAGGAGAUUGCAGUAGUGGACCAGUACACAUACCUCGGAGUAGAGAUCGCAAAAGACUGCUCGUGGAAUGCACACAUGUCCAAGGUAGCGGAAAAGGGCAAAUCACGAGCAGGGAAGCUGCAUCCAAUACUCGCAAACCGGCACCUCGAUACACGCAUCAAAUUGGCGGUUUUGAAGGGCGAGUCGUACCGCCGCUAGAGGACGCCGGGAGAAGUAUGGGAAGGAAAUAAGA
Molecule: messenger RNA, 569 nt
Organism: Ectocarpus sp. CCAP 1310/34
Lineage: Eukaryota; Phaeophyceae; Ectocarpales; Ectocarpaceae
Source: the annotation of a GenBank genome assembly